AUGAUUGAUCAAUCAUUCAAAGAAGAAUUGGGAAGAUAUCGAGAACGUGUCGAAGAUUUAUUCUAUUUUGAAAAUUCGAAAAUCGGUCGUGGAACUUAUGGAUUAGUAUACAAAGCGGUGCCAAAACAUGCCUCCAAUCAAUAUCCAAAUAAAGAAUAUGCGCUGAAAAUGAUCGAAGGUGUUGGUUUCUCAAUGUCUGCAUGUCGAGAAAUCGCACUUUUUCGCGAGUUACGACAUCCAAAUCUGAUUUGUUUGCAAAGAGUUUUUCUAACUAACGAGAAAAAGGUUUGGUUGUUGCUGGAUUAUGCAGAACACGAUCUUUGGCAUGUUAUUAAACAUCAUCGAACAGCGAAAAAUAAAAAGGUUCCAAUAAUGGUGCCUAGAAAUAUGGUAAAAAAUAUAUUAUAUCAAAUAUUGUCGGGUAUUCGAUAUUUGCAUUCGAAUUUUGUUUUGCAUCGAGAUUUGAAGCCGGCGAAUAUUUUAUUAAUGGGUGAUGGGCCACCAGAUAUGCGUGGAAGAGUCAAAAUUGCCGAUUUGGGAUUUUCACGAGUUUUUUCGAAUCCUUUGAAACCAAUGGCUGAAUUGGAUCCGGUUGUUGUUACAUUUUGGUAUCGAGCACCCGAAUUGUUAUUGGGAGCAAAACAUUAUACAAAAGCGAUUGAUGUUUGGGCGAUUGGUUGUAUUUUUGCUGAAUUGCUUACAGCUGAGCCUCUGUUUUUUUGCAAGGAAGAAGAUAUUAAGGCGCAAAGUCCUUAUCAUUAUGAUCAAGUUAAAAGGUAAGGGGAUUUGUUGGGAAAAGGGGAAUUAUUUUAAAUCUCUAGAACUCUUAGCUUUCACAAAAAUUUGAAUGUUUUAUUGAAACACUAAAAAGUUCUAAAUUUCCCUCCCGAAUUCCUUCUUUUCAUUCCAGAAUCUUCCAUCUUCUUGGUUAUCCAUCAGACACCGAGUGGCCAGAUAUGAAAAAGAUGCCGGAUCAUCAGAAAUUAUUGAAUGAUGCGAGAGCCGAAGGAACACCAAUUACAACAUAUCCGAAUAUGUUGCAUCGAUAUUUUGACAAAUGGAAAAUAUCGCCGGCUACGAAUCCAUACAAAUUAUUAGUUCGAUUAUUGACGAUUGAUCCGACGAAACGAGUUAGUUGUAAAGAGGCCAUGGAGGAUCCGUAUUUUAAGGUAAGAAUAAAGAGAUUUGGGGAGGGUUUAGGGAAAAUCUAUAUUUUCUUGAAUUUCAGCACAAAAUUUCAAGUUUUUGGCCGAAAAUUUUGAGUUUCAGCUGAAUUUUUGUGCUGAAAACGCCUUGUGAAUAAAAAAUGUCAUGUUUUCCCAGUUCCAGAUGGAUCCGAAACCAACCGAAGAUGUGUUCAACAAAUAUCCAAUACCAUACGCGAAGAAGGAGAAUCUUCAAGAAUCCGAAUUGUUAGGAACAAAGGCGAAACUGGAUGCAGCUCAAGCAGCAAUGCAGCAACAUCAAAUGCAGCAACAACAACAACAGCAGCAACAACAACAACAACAACAGCAGCAAGGACAUCCACAACAAGAUGAUAUGCAUAUGCAGGUGAGAUAGAGGAUAGUACGAUGAUACGCGUUUACGCCGUGAAAUUUGGAAAGAAUUGAGUUAGAAUAUGUGGUUUCAAACGAAGUUCCGCUUUUACGCAGUUUUCUGAGGAACUUACGAGACUCCGCAUUUACGUUGUAGAUGCUGGGAAAUCAGUCAGACCUAGUCUUUUUUUAAAUAAGUAGCUCCGCUUUUACGCAGUUAAUUUUGAGGAGCAUUUUCUGGGAUUUUUCAAUUCUAGAAAUUACGAAACUCCGCUUUCACGCUGUGUAUGUUUAGAAAUCAAUCAUACCUAUUUUUAAAUUACGAAGCUCCGCCUUUACGGCAUAAAAAUCCACUGUUUCAAAAAAUCCGAUUUUUUCCAGUAUCAAAUGGAUCAUCAAGGCGGACCAGACGAGCCACCAAACAAAAUGAUGCGUCGAAUGGGUUACGGUCAAGACUAUAUGGGUGGUCCGAUGAUGGGACCCGGUCAAAUGCAACCCCAACAACAAUAUGCACAAUAUCAGCAGGCGCCACGUGGAUUUCCGCCUCAACAACAAAUGAUGCGCCCAGGUCCGCAGGGAUAUCAAAUGGCGCCAAAUCAACAGCAGCAACCCCAACAGCAGCAGCGUUGGCCUCCUCAACAAAAUCAACAACAACAAUUCAGAUAA
Messenger RNA from Caenorhabditis angaria, 2201 nucleotides. The record is from the annotation of a GenBank genome assembly. NCBI's taxonomy places the organism in Eukaryota, Metazoa, Nematoda, Chromadorea, Rhabditida, Rhabditidae.